UACAACAUUUCUCGAGUCGUCUGUAUACAUGUGUAAUUUCUAUUCGUGUAAAAUAAUAACUUACAAGUUGUCACUAAUACUAGCGACUGUUAGUGGUGACGAAACGGAUUUAAUAUUGGUAAAGAACCGGGGUUUUGGUGACGAACCGGGUCGGUGACGAAAUGAAUUGGUGACGAAAUGGGGUGUAUCUGUUGUAAUGGUGUAUAAGCGACGGAGAUCACUGAAGGAUACGCUCGCCAGUACGCGACGCAAAAUUAAAUAAACUAUUCUGUUCAUUACUGACCAGGAUGCCUUACUGCUGUGCUGACGACUGUAGAAAUGGUGAAGGAUCUGGGAGAAGUUUCUUUCGCUUCCCGAGAAAUCCUGAGCAGAGGAAGAUAUGGGAGAGUCGUGUAGGACGGGAAGGAUGGCGGUCGACCCUCACCACUGUGUUGUGUUCUGAUCAUUUUGUGAAGACUGACUAUGAGGUUGAUCCUGAUCUGCUGAGUAGUUUUUGUACUCGAAGACAACCAAGGCUGAAGAAAGAUGCUGUACCCUCCGUCUUUAUGUGCAACAAGGAGAUACCCACCAGCACACAGGUGGAGACAAAGGAAGCAGUUACAAUCAAACAAGAAAUAGACAUAAAGUUUGUGGAGGUGAAAGAAGAAAACUGCCACACUAGUGAAGAAGACCUACAGUUCACUCGUGUAGAGAGAGACCUCAUCGACAAUGACUCCCUGGUCUUUGUAGACGUUAAAGAAGAGAUCUUAGAACCCAUAGUGAAGCAGGAAGACUCGGAGGUUUUUGUCAUAGAUGGAUGUGCCGGUGAAGUCCCGGGGGACAGCUGCAUGAUUGAGGCAGACAAACACAAAAAACGUCUCUCUUGUUCUGAAUCUUUGUACCACACAGAGACCAUCACCUCGGAGUCCACAUUAAGAGACUGGCCAACUUUAACCGAGAUGACCAAUCAGAAGUUACAUGUGAUCAGCGCUGAUGAGGAGCGACGGUUGUUGGGACAGUUAGAACAUGAGGCAGAGUCAGGUCCCUUACCCCCACAUCUGAUUAGUUUACAUCACAUACUUUCUGUCAGGUGUUUGAAACCCAAACAAGCUGAAUUGGCUUCAUCUCCAAGCCUGCUUAAACCCACCAUAUGUGGUGUAAAAUCACUGCCCCUAACCAAGAAUGCACCUCCCCUUACCAAAAAAGAGAAAGAAUGUUUGAUUGAAAUUAUCAAGGAAUUUAAAGGGAUAAUUGAUAUCAAAUCAAGUGCCGCUAUAUUCAGAAAGACAGCAACUUGGAAGGACAUCGCCAUGCGCUUUAACACCUCCACAGGAAAUACCAAAUCAUCACGACAGGUCCGAAAAAUCUGGGAAGGCAUCCGUAAUAGAGCCAAGAAGAACUACUUCCGCAAGAAGCAAAAACAGGCUGAACCCAAUAAAGGACUAUUACCUGCUCUUAUGGAUCUAAAAAGCUCUGAAGUUCUGCCUCUGAUUGAGGAGGAGUUGGAGCUUCCAGCCAAUUCAAGGGACUGUGAUACAAGUCUUCAUGUUGAAGGCGGCCUACAAGAGUCUGGUAAUCAUGAAGUUGCCCUGCACAACUUGUCCCACCAUGCGAAGAUGCCCGAGAGUAGAGACUGUGAAAUGCUGCCCAUGCCAGAUAUUGGGGACAUACCACAUCAACCCAAAACAGCUGCUUUUCCGAAACGUAUGUUUGGGAAAACAUACCCAGUAUCAAGAGGCUUCCAGCCUUCAUGGUUUGAACGUUGGCCGUGGAUUCAUUAUGAUGAAACAUAUGACAAAGCAUUCUGCUAUGAGUGCAUUAAAGCAUACAAACAAAAUCUCAUUUCAAAAGCAGUAAUUGAACCUUCAUUUAUUGCUCGUGGUUUUUCAAACUGGAAGAAUGCUUCUUCAAAAAGAUCAGGGUUUCAGGGACAUGAGAGAUCCGAUUGCCACAAGGAAGCAAUGGGACUCGAGAUAAACAUAUCAAAAACAACAAAAGAUUGGGAUGAGAAUAAUAGAGAAAUGGCUAUUAAUAGAAAGAAUCUCCUUAAAAUUUUUUCAAAUAUGCAGUUUUUGGCCAGACAAGGUCUUGUUCCGUGGGGAGAUGGCGAUAUCGAUUCAAACUUCAACCAGCUCUGCCAGUUGCAUAGUGAAGAUGAUCCUCAGCUGUUGGCUUGGAUUACAGAAAAACUAGACAAAUGUACAGUUGCUGAAAUGAUGACUGAAAUAUUACAAGGAAUGAGCCUAAGAGUAUUAAGACAUAUAGCAGCCAGUGUACAAGACACAGAGUUCUUCAGCAUCCUGGCUGACAGAAUUACUGACCUCUCAAAUAAGGAACAUCUUGUUGUUUGUGUACGAUGGGUAGACAAUAAGCUUAAAGCUCACGAGGAAUUUAUUGGUUUCAAAGCUUUAGAAAAUCUUGAUGCCUUUACUAUGAAAACUGUAAUAAAGGAUCUCUUAUUACAAAUGAAUCUUUCCUUAGAGCAUGCCAGAGGGCAGUGUUAUGACGGCCACAGUCCAACAAUGGGAGAAAUGAAGAGUGUAGCUGAGCUAAUGAAGCAGUGUGAGCCCAGGUGCUUGUACUUUGACUGUUAUAACCACUCGUUGAAUCUGGCCAGUGUGGAAUGUAUCAUGAAGGUCAAAUUAAUAAAAGAAGCAUUAGAAACUACACAUGAAAUUACCAAGUUAAUAAAAAGAUCCACAAAGAAUGAUGCAAGACUUGAGAAAAUGAAAGAAGACAUGAAAGAAGACAGCAAGGAAUCUUCUGACUUAUAUAUGUUAUGUCCAAGACGAUGGACGGUCAGAGCGAAGGCACUAACUUGUGUCACAGAAAAUUAUUCUCUCCUAAAAGAGCUUUGGUCCUGGUCAUUGGACCACUGCACCGACACUCAGAUGAAAACAAUAAUCCGUGGCAUUUAUGCUCACAUGUUGCAGUUUGACUUUUUCUUUGGGCUUACUUUGGCUGAAUAUUUACUCCAACAUGCAGAUAGUCUGAGUACAACUCUUCAAAAGCAAAGUUUAUCAGCAGCUGAGGGACAAUCUGUUGCAGCACUGUCUAUAGCAACACUUACUAGUUUACAGACAGAGGAUAAAUUUGAGUUAUUUUGGGCUAAUGUCAGCGCAAAAGCAAAGGAAAAUUAUAUUGAGGAGCCAAAGUUACCACAACACACACACCAUUUUGAGGAUGAACAAGCAACCCCAAAGUACCAGGAUACACCAAAACGUCUCUACAGAGCAGUUUACAAUGAUGCCAUACACCUCUUAGUUUCUUGUGUCAUGGACAGACUUGAACGGUACGACUAUAAAAUAUAUAAGAGUUGCGAGCAGCUUCUUCUCAAAGCUGCGAGCGGAUUGGACUACACUGACGACUUUUGCUCAGUCACUAGUUUUUAUCUUUCAGAUUUUGUAGAAGAAGAUUUACAAACACAGCUAAGUACAUUGACCCACAACAUGUCACACUUGGGCGCUGUCACACUCUCUGUUGUGCUCACAUACCUGCGGUCACUGUCAUUAAGUCAGCAACAACAAAUAUCUCAGGUUAUAAAAUUAGCCAAAUUAAUUCUCAUAAUGCCAACAACAAAUGCAAUAAGUAAACACUCAUUCAGUUCCCGAAAACGCAUCAAAACCUUCCUGACUACAUCAUCGAGGAGCUGCUCCAACGAUCUCAUGGUGUUGUAUGUUCACAGAGAGAGAACCAGCAGUCUCAGCCUGAUUGAAGUUGGAAAUGAAUACAUCAGUAGAUCAGAAGACACUUUAAAUAUGUUUGGUAUAUUUGUACCUUCAGAUCUUGCAACCAUUAAAUUCACACCGAGGGAUAAAGCUGCAAGUGAUUGUGGUGUUAGAUGAGAAACUACAGUAAACCCUCGAUAACUCAGCACAUAUGGGGCUCUGGCCUUGCCGAGUUAUCCCAAAUUCUGACUUAACGAGGCACCCCCCCCCCUUCUACAAAAACACAACAAUAA
This is a messenger RNA of Homarus americanus (American lobster), 3940 nucleotides long. RefSeq names its product zinc finger MYM-type protein 1-like. The record is from RefSeq and is a predicted model, not a curated record. The coding region runs from base 288 to 3824 and encodes 1178 amino acids. Lineage: Eukaryota; Metazoa; Arthropoda; Malacostraca; Decapoda; Nephropidae. The transcript has 6 exons.